Parnassius apollo (apollo) is the source of this 402-nucleotide messenger RNA. The record is from the annotation of a GenBank genome assembly. NCBI's taxonomy places the organism in Eukaryota, Metazoa, Arthropoda, Insecta, Lepidoptera, Papilionidae.
AUGAAUAAGGUCAUGGAAAGCAAACGCAAAAAUUACAUUAAACAGUACGUAUGCCAAUCUCAGCAACAGGAUACCGGUAGAAAACGGGGACAACCAGAAAAUACUGAUAUUGUAACAAAGCUACGGCGAGCAAAUACAGCGGAUUAUAAAGCUAUACAGGGUAAUACUUACAUGUCUGUCUCAGCAGAAAACACCUCGACUCAUAAACUCCAGCAACUUACCGAUGAUGACGACGCCUCCCACGCCCCAAGCGCUUCGCACACCUCCACUCCUGGUCUCCUGAAAUCUAGUUAUAGCAACGACGCUUCCCACGCGAUGCGUUCCCUUACCAAUGAUAGCUCCUUCGCGACGAGAGCUUCGCAUAACCUCGGCUUCUGCACUCCUUCUAUCUACUGCAGAUAA